Stegodyphus dumicola is the source of this 1770-nucleotide messenger RNA. RefSeq lists its product as uncharacterized. Lineage: Eukaryota; Metazoa; Arthropoda; Arachnida; Araneae; Eresidae. The record is from RefSeq and is a predicted model, not a curated record.
AUGCGAGAGACCAAGCUGCCCCCACAAGAAGACUUUUACAACCAAUUGAAUGAGUCUCACAUAAAGGAUGAGGACUACGAGCACGCCGCCAAAAGGGUAUGGAGGGCCUUCAACAUUAGGACAUUGGGUGGAUAUUCCGAUUUGUAUGUGAAGACUGAUGUACUCAUCCUUGCCGACAUCAUGGAGCACUUUCGAGAUGUCUGUCUAAAGACCUAUAAGUUGGAUCCUGCAUGGUACUUCACCGCACCUGGACUCUCCUGGGAUGCCAUGCUCAAAACCACAGAGGUCGAGUUAGAGCUGUUGACAGACUAUGACAUGAUACUCAUGCUAGAAAAGGGGACCAGAGGAGGUGUCUCUCAGUGUUGUAACCGAUAUGGGAGGGCGAACAACAAGUACAUGAAGGACUAUGACGAGAACAAGAAGUCCAAUUACCUGAUGUACCUUGACGCCAACAACCUUUACGGGUGGGCCAUGAGUCAAUACCUACCGCAUGGUGGCUUCAAGUGGAGCACUGUGUCAGAUGUGACCCAAGUAGCGGAUGACUCAGACACAGGAUACAUCGUCGAUUGCGACCUACAGUACCCAGCCCAUCUGCACAACCUCCAUUCAGACCUACCUCUAGCACCUGAGAGCAGGAUGCCCGAUGGCUCAAAACAACCAAAACUACUGACGACCCUCUAUGACAAAGAACAUUAUGUGGUUCAUUACAGGGUUUUUGAAGCAACUGUUGCAGUUGGGGAUGAAGCUCAAAAAGGUGCACAAAGUGUUGGAGUUUCAGCAGUCUCUCCCUGGUUGAAGAGAUACAUAGACCUGAACACUGAAAUGAGGACCAAGGCAACCAAUAACUUUGAGAAAGACUUCUUCAAACUCAUGAACAACUCGGUCUUUGGCAAGACGAUGGAAAAUAUCAGGAAGCGACUCGAUAUCAGACUAGUAUGUGAUCCCAAGAAAGCGGAGAAGCUCAUUGCUAAGCCCAACUUCAAGGGGAGGACCAUUUUCGACGAAAGGUUAGCCGCCGUGCAUAUGAACAAGACGAAAGUGAUCUUUAAUAAGCCAAUAUACGUCGGCAUGAGUAUAUUAGAUCUAUCGAAGCAUCUGAUGUACGACUUCCAUUAUAAUCUUAUGAAGCCUAAAUACGGGGACGAUAUCAAGCUAUUGUACAUGGACACUGACAGUUACAUCUAUGACAUACAGACCGAGGACUUUUAUGAGGAUAUGAAAGGAAUGAUUGACUACUUUGAUACAUCUGACUAUGCAGAAGGUAACAGGUAUGGAAUACCGCGAGUCAAUAAAAAGGUAUUGGGGAAGAUGAAGGAUGAAAAUGCAGGGAAGAUCUUGGAAGAGUUCGUUGGCUUAAGAUCUAAGAUGUAUGCUUGUAAAACUGAAAAAGAGCUAAUUAAAAAGUCUAAGGGUGUUAAGAAAUGUGUAGUGAAAAAUAGGAUAUCUUUCGGGGACUAUAAAAGCUGUUUGUUCUCACAGGAAGUACAGUACAGGACCAUGAAUCUCAUCAGGAGCACAAAGCAUGAGAUUCAUUCCAUACAAGUGAAUAAGAUUGCCCUAUCAGGAAAAGAUGACAAGCGACACAUAUUGGAGGAUGGUGUUUCAUACUUUGGCCUUAGGACAUUAUGCAAUAAAAAAAUAAACAAAUGUAAACUAUGGGUGGUAUAUAUUAUACAUUUUUUUAAUAGUUUUCGAACUAUUAAAGAAAAAGGGGGUGCUCGCCGAAUGGGGUACCCUUCCGUGUCAGCGACUUUUGCAUGUUCGUCCUAA